Messenger RNA from Lates calcarifer (barramundi perch), 761 nucleotides. RefSeq names its product paired box protein Pax-5. Gene Ontology annotation, molecular function: DNA-binding transcription factor activity, RNA polymerase II-specific; RNA polymerase II cis-regulatory region sequence-specific DNA binding. The record is from RefSeq and is a predicted model, not a curated record. The transcript is spliced from 6 exons. NCBI's taxonomy places the organism in Eukaryota, Metazoa, Chordata, Actinopteri, Centropomidae. Bases 18 to 761 code for a protein of 247 amino acids. Gene Ontology annotation, biological process: regulation of transcription by RNA polymerase II; anatomical structure development.
UAUUAUACGACUGAAUUAUGUUGAGCGCGCGCUUAAAUGUUGGUAGAACUGUACGUAUGUCUUUUAAUUGGUGUUCCUUUGAUUCGCUCCGGUGCUCAGGGCACGGCGGCGUAAACCAGCUCGGCGGAGUCUUCAUUAACGGGCGCCCGUUACCGCACGUGGUGAGACAGCGUAUUGUGGAGCUCGCGCAACUGGGCGUGCGUCCCUGUGAGAUCUCCCGCCGCCUGCGCGUCAGUCACGGCUGUGUCAGCAAAAUACUGGCCAGGUACAAUGAGACAGGGAGCAUCAGACCAGGAGUGAUUGGAGGCUCCAAGCCAAAAGUGGCCACUCCUAAAGUUGUGCAAAUGAUCCUGCAUCUGAAACACACCAACCCCACCAUGUUCGCCUGGGAGAUCAGAGACAGGCUGGUGCUGGAGCGAGUGUGUGACCAUGACAGCGUGCCCAGCAUCAGCUCCAUCAACAGGAUCAUCAGAAAUAAAGGCCAGUCUGAGUCUUGUGAAGUUGUGGCAUCAGCAUCAUCUGUUGCCGUGGGAACAGCCCAUUCCUCAGAGUCGACCUAUUCCAUCCGUGGGAUUCUGGGGAUCAGAAAACACAGCGGCAAAUAUAAAGAAGUCAGGGACGUCUCCUGCGGCGUGUACCACGAUCAGCCAUGUUCCUGUAAUGACACCUGGGGACGGUGUGACCCCUGCCUGACCUCUAUCUCCAGCCUGACCUUUUACCCCAGCCUGCCAGCUAAUCAUAAUCCAGGUCUGACAGGAUGA